CUCCAUUUCCGCGAUACACUCUAACACUGCGCGCUGACAACCAAGUCACUGCUUGGUCUUUGCUUGCUCGCUCGCUCCCUCGCUGCCGGCCGGUCAGUCAGUAGACGGACGCGGCGGCUGGAGCGGAUCGGAGAGGAGAGGAUCUCAUCUCAUUUCGCCUCGCAGGCAGCAGGCAGUGAUUUGGCGGGAGCCCCGGCUUCUUGCUGCUGCCGCCGCGGGUGUAGGCGCAGACGGCGGCGCAACCCCACGUAUCCCCCGGAGCCGCUACUCGCUGCUCCAGCCGCCGCCGCCACUUGCCGCAAGGAGGGAGCAACGCCCGAGGAAUAAUUCACAACCAUGACAACGGAACCGGGUUCAGAUUCUGAAUCUAAGCAGGACCAAGAACAGAAGGAAGCAGCUGAAAAGAAAGAGGCAGCAACUGAACAAGAGGAGAGUGCUGAGCAUCAACAGGCAGACGGGGUAGACGGGAUCCCAGCAGCAAUUGGUACCUCCGAGAGGAAGAAGCUGAUUGGUGAAUGUGAGAAAGAGGCGGACGGAGCUUCUGGCAAACUUACUGUGAGUCAGCAGGAAGACCACCAGGCUGAGGACGACAAACUCUCCCAAAAAUCCUCUUCAAGCAAGUUAUCCAAAUCUCCUCUGAAAGGAGCAAAAAGGCCAAAGAACAUGCUGUGCAAAGUGACCCUUCUGGAUGGCUCUGAACAUACCUGCGAGGUUGAGAAGCGAGCCAAGGGACAGGUUCUCUUUGAUAAAGUAUGUGGGCAGCUCAACCUUCUGGAGAAAGAUUACUUCGGUCUGUCAUUUCGGGACUCUGAAAACCAAAAGAACUGGUUGGACCCGGCCAAGGAAAUUAAAAAGCAGAUCCGAAGUGGUUUGUGGCAGUUUGCAUUCAAUGUGAAGUUCUAUCCUCCGGAUCCCGCUCAGCUCUCUGAGGACAUCACAAGGUACUACCUGUGUCUGCAACUGAGGGAUGACAUUAUCUCUGGGCGAUUGCCGUGUUCUUUUGCUACACACGUCUUGCUUGGUUCCUACACAGUCCAGGCGGAACUUGGAGACUAUGACCCAGAUGAGUACGGCACUGAGUACAUCAGUGAGUUUCGCUUUGCUCCGAAUGAAACAAAGGAACUGGAAGAAAAAGUGAUAGAACUACACAAAAGCCACAGGGGCAUGUCACCUGCUGAAGCAGAGAUGCAUUUUUUGGAAAAUGUCAAAAAGCUAUCUAUGUAUGGAGUGGAUCUACAUCAUGCCAAGGAUUCAGAAGGCGUUGAUAUUAUGCUUGGUGUGUGUGCCAGUGGGUUACUGAUCUACCGAGACCGCUUGAGAAUAAACAGAUUUGCCUGGCCCAAGGUUCUCAAGAUCUCGUACAAAAGGAACAACUUUUAUAUCAAAAUCCGGCCCAGUGAACAUGAACAGUUUGAAAGUACCAUUGGAUUUAAACUUCCAAACCAUAAAGCAGCAAAAAGGUUGUGGAAAGUGUGUAUUGAGCAUCACACAUUCUUUCGAUUAGUUUCACCUGAGCCGCCUCCAAAAAAAUUCCUUACACUAGGAUCAAAAUUCCGCUACAGUGGAAGAACACAAGCUCAGACUCGGAGAGCCAGUUCCCUUAUAGAUCGCCCAGCACCAUACUUUGAACGUUCUUCCAGCAAACGUUACACCAUGUCACGCAGCUUAGAUGGAGCCUCGGUGACCGAAAAUCAUGAGAUGCUCAUAAAAGACUCAAUUUCGGCCUCAGAAGUGGCUACAGGCCAUUAUGGUGCAGCCAAGAGCCUAGUGUCAACCAAUUUAAUAACCACAGUGACACCAGAGAAGAAGGCAGAAGAGGAGAAGGCAGAGGAAGAGGAUAAGAAAGCAAAGACUGUCAUCACUCCGUUACUCACACCAGCCAAGCAUGAAAUUAAGACUGACAGUGAGCAGACUGACACUACUGGUCCUGCUGAUGGGGAAACCACCGCAGAGUCUGAUCAAGAGGAUGAAAUGGAAUCCAAGAUCCAGAAUAGUCUUGUAGAACGAAUCAAAGGUGAAAAUGUAUAUGUCAAACAUAGUAACCUUAUGUUAGAGGAAUAUGACAGAACUCAAGAAGAGGUAGUUAAGCACCAUGCCAACAUAAAUGAGAUGAAAAGAACAUUUCUGGAAUCAACCUCAGAAACUGGACCUGAUGAAUGGGAAAAGAGGUUAUCUGCCUCUCCAGUUAGAUCCUUUUCAAAGACUGAUGAUUUACCUAUGAUUGAACCCCUUGUGCCUGAGGAGACCAAAGCAGAUGUUGGUGAGAUACAGCAAAGCAAGUCGGAUAAACAGACUGUUGCCACAUCUGACACUGUGAUGAAAGAUGAUGGAAAAUUAGCAAAGGCUGAAGAGGAGCGUAAGGAAGUAGAUAAGGAGCCAACUACAAGUCACAGCACAUUGGUGACUAAUGAAAUUGUGAUCAGCAAAACAGCCUCAUCUCUCCAAGAGAAAACUGUGCUGUCCACUCUGGAAGAAACUAUCAUUUCAAAGAAGGGGGCAACAAAAAGAGAUGAUGAUGAAGGUAGUCUGAAACCUAAAGAGAUUCCAAGACAGAAAGGAAUUGAAAUCUCUGAUAUGGAGCCUGCCAUUGAGACUUCAAUGACCAAAUGGAAGACUGGUGAAGAGCCUAUGUUUACUAUUGCCACAGCACACUAUUUUACUGAGACAUCGGGAUCAAGAUUUUUGACAAAGCAGUCUGGUUCUGAAGUAACCUCAAAAAAUGUAGACGUCUCCAAUCUAAUAGAUUCGGCACGAAAACAAAUGGAUGGAAAGGAAUGGGCUGCUGCUUCAUCUUACAGCUGGGUUCAGAAACCUGAUAUGAAUUUGGACGAGAGUCCCAAAAUGGUGCAACAUGAAGUCCACAAGCAGGAGAAGACCAUGGAGAUAAUUCAGGAAACAAUGGUGAUGGAAACGCAGCAUGGGAUGAAUGUGCAUGCAAGCGAGGAUGCUUCUGCUCUGUGCGCUAAGCUGGCAGGAGUUGGGAGGGAAACUUUAGCAGAGGCGAGCAAAGCUCACUCAUCUGGUGAUGCAAGGGGUCUAAGUUGCAUGGCGACCGUGGAGACCAAAGAGGAUAAGAAGGAGGAAGCGAGUGCCAAGGUGGAUCAACCAGGAGAUGAAAUUGUAGAAGGGCCACCUUCUGCUCAAGGGUGGGUGGAUCAGCCUGAAAUGGCAGGCAAACCUGCAGAAAAAUCUGAAACGCAACCUCAGUUUGAGCCUCCUGUUGUUAAAACGGAAUCAGUUAGCUUUGACAGCAUGAGUAAAGAGGACGGAAAAGAAGUUUGCACCAAGGAUGUACCGGUGGUUCACACUGAGACUAAAACAAUCACCUAUGAAUCAGCAAAGUUGGACGCAAAUGCUGAAAGUGACCCAGGUGUUCUAAUGAGUGCUCAGACGAUCACCUCAGAAACUUCAAGUACCACAACCACUACACACAUCACCAAGACUGUGAAAGGAGGUGUUUCUGAAACGCGCAUUGAGAAGCGAAUUGUUAUUACUGGAGAUGCUGACAUUGACCAUGAUCAGGCCCUGGCUCAGGCAAUUAAAGAAGCCAAAGAGCAACACCCUGAUAUGUCUGUGACCAAAGUAGUGGUACACAAAGAGACGGAGAUCACACCAGAGGACGGGGAUGAUUGAUCGCAGGAGUAACCACAUCUUCACAAAAGAAGUCAUGCAUACACAUCAUUAGGAAUGAUUUUGGAGUCUUAAUGGAGUCAUACACUUGACUUCAUUUGUCAUGAAUCCAUCCAUUAAUGAUCUUUCACAUCAAGCGUACUGGAGCACGUUGUAUGAUGACCCUCUCACUAAAUGAGAACAUUUGCAAAAUCUUUUCAUUCCAUCAUAUCCAAAUGGCAAAUGAAUAUUGCAUGACUAGAAAAAAAAAUCUUUUAUCACAAAAAGAAUUAAAAAAACACACAUUUUCACACUCAUAGAGUAAGGCAUUCACACCACUUAAGUUAUCUCUUAGCAGCACGUUCAUGCAGCAAAAGGGUACAUUGGGAUAUUAAUAUUUUAAAUGAAACAUGCAAUUCUGCCUUUGACAGUUUAAUAAAACUAUAGCUGAGCAAGGUAGUAGGAUAAAUGAUGUGGCAGUAAUUCGUUUUAAUUGUACCUGAGAUCAUUUAUAAACAAGCAACUUUCACCCCAGAAAACUGGUGACAAUGUUAAUUGUAUCAAGGGAUUAUGUCAUACCUUACAGUAGAUGUGCCAAUAACAGUGUAAACCCAUAUCUAUUCUCAUAGUACGGAACUUGAAGCUUGUAACUGGAAAUCUUGAUAUACAAUGGUAAUGCCUGUGAAAACAUGAAUAACCUUCAACAGUUUAGAACAAGUUGUUUUGCUGCAUCUUGUGCUUUGUCAGCAUAAUUUGAUGUCACCUAACAGAUUUUUUUAAAGGAAUAUAUAUAAAUAUAUAUUUGAAUGAUUUGGUUUUGUUAGAUAAGCAUAUUCUUUUAUAUUAGAACCAAAAAGCCAGGUAGGGAGACCUCCAUUGAUUAUAGUAUUUGACUUCCCAUGGUGGAAACAUCAGAGUUCCUUUUAAAACUGACUUAGUUUGCUCAGUUUUCUAAUGCUAGUGAUUGUGUCUGUUCUAGAAAGUUUUUUUCUGUUUAUUACCUGCGACCUCUCAUUUUAACUUUGAUGCCAUUGAUUCUUUAUAAGCACUCUGCAUAGACUUCAGAUUCAGAGCAAAGCCUUAAAUUAAACAUAAAAUAAUAGCAAGCCCUCAUUGAAAGCUUUCAAAGCAUAAAGCAUUUAUAAUUUACAGAAAACCACACAUUGCUCACUGUAGGGUACAACAUUUUAAUCAGAUUUUCUGUUGCAAUGUAAUAAAUUUUGAAUGUAUGUUUCUUCAUGGUGAAAUAAAAGUGGUAAAAGGCAUAAA
Messenger RNA from Amblyraja radiata (thorny skate), 4878 nucleotides. RefSeq names its product band 4.1-like protein 3. The record is from RefSeq and is a predicted model, not a curated record. NCBI's taxonomy places the organism in Eukaryota, Metazoa, Chordata, Chondrichthyes, Rajiformes, Rajidae. The coding region runs from base 337 to 3633 and encodes 1098 amino acids. Gene Ontology annotation, cellular component: plasma membrane; cytoskeleton. Gene Ontology annotation, molecular function: structural molecule activity; actin binding. Gene Ontology annotation, biological process: cortical actin cytoskeleton organization; actomyosin structure organization. The transcript is spliced from 26 exons.